AUGGAUAGUCUUCGUUUCUUAGAGGUCGUCCUUAAAGCUCUAGAAUUCUUACAUUGCAAGGGGAUCGUACACAGAGACAUUAAAGGUAUUGCACGGACUAUCUUUGUUUCAAUGUUCUAUAUUUUCAUCUUCAUUAUCAUUUUUUGCAAGCUUGAAAAUACUAGCCUACUUCAAAAGUUAAGAGAAGAGUGUCUGUUGGUUGUACUGGAACUCCUUCCCAUCGUCCACUGCGCACUUCCACCCUCUCCCUUUCCCAGACUCUCAAUUUAUCAGUAACAAAUUAAAGGAGUCUCUAUAAAAGGAGUGUGGAAGUAACCUUGAAUUUUUCUUUGCAGGAGAUAAUGUUCUUUUAGACUUAGAAGAAAAUGGAUUUCUUUCUGCUAAGUUAGCAGACUUUGGAUCUGCAGAAAGUGCAACUAUGGUAAGCUUAACAGGCCAAAGUAGGGCGCUCAAAUUAUCAACGAAAUGAUAUGAAACCAAAUAGUAAACAAAGACCUGUAAACAAUUGUUCCGUUCUUGACGUUUGGCACGAAAGAUGCGCAAGAGUUGCUCUUCGUCCGAGCGACUCUAGCUUCUUGAGUGCUCUCCGAACUUACCUGACAAUCUCGAUGAACGCACACUUUUGAAAGAACCUGUUUUAUAAAUUUUCAACCCGAUGGAAAUUUUUUUUCGCGACCAAUUUGUGAACAAAUAGGAAUAUGAAGCACGCUCGCGUAAUUGAAUUUGAUUAGACAAAUUUACUAGCUAUGUUAUAAUCUAAGCUAUGCCACCCACACCGCAAAAAACAUCUAGAUAAUGUGUUUGGUCGUAUUGUUAAGCGAAUUGUUAACCAAUAUAAACAAAAGCAGGUUUCGAAAAAACGCGUUAACUUCCAUUCAUCGCCUGAGGGGAAUUAAGGGCGGGAGGUGGGAGGGGGGAAGGGUUAAGGAUGUUGGUUGUGUCUCGAUGAAAUUUAGUUAAUCCACCAAUAAGGCCCUGUAAUUUUUUGUGAUCCCCCUCAUUGGCUGUUAAAUGCCAGACAAUUUUCUAUAGUCCCGCUUUAUCCUCUGUCGCUGACGAAUGAUCGUCCCUCCAAAAUCCUCCGGCUCCCACCUCAGUCGUUAAAAAGGACUGGGCCUUAAAGUUUCCCCUCUGCUUGACAGGAACGGGAAUUCAGACCUUCAUUCGAUAUCUGGAGAACCGGCUGCCUGUUGUUGGAGAUGUUGAAUCGUGAAAGACCUCUUCGUUUGAUCGAUGUGAGUAACCAUUCGAUUUACAAACAUUCUGGUGUAGGCGGGAGGUAAUUUGGUGUUAUCACCUGAGUGAUAAUGCAUAUUGGCCACCGUAAAGAGUUUCUAAGGCCGACGUUUCCAGCGUUAGCUCGUGGACAGAGUGAAUGAGAAGGGCUAACGCUGACGUUAACUUUGAAACUCUUUACGGUGGCCAAUUUACAUUAUCAGCCCGAUUGGUAAAAGCAAAUUAGGUGAUUGCUGAAAAAUGGCUUGAACCAUUGAAGAAACGGGAGACGGGAGGAAAGCUGCUUGCCAUGGACUAGAUAAGCAUCCCUUUCAGGCAAAAAAGAAAUAAUCCCAACCCAAAAGCAGGCAAUGUGAACCAUUCAGUCCGUGUCCAGACUGAUGCGGUAAUUUUGUAAAUUAAUCCAUGUAGGAAAGAGCUCUUCAGAGACAGAACUCCUGCAAGCCAGAGGAAUUUAUUCCCUCUGAAGCCAUGGACGUGACGAAGGGACUCUUACGACUUUUGUUCGGAUUGGAUGGCAGUUUUCCUACAGCUGCAGCGGUGUUAAGGCAUUCAGAAGCUUUUCCUGUGACAGAGUUACUAAACCACCUUACUAAGGAAUCACAAAGUCUAGAAAAAUCCACUUAAAGGACCACGGAUCUCUUUUUUUUUUUCAAUCUUUUACAAUGUUAACAUUAUUUCAGAACAUGAAUUCUAACUGCCAAGGACAUACUACUAACGUCACAUACAAUACUUACAUUCCUUUUUCAUUCUUAUUAAUGAAAUACAAAAUUUCAAUAUAAUUGUUACAAUCUAAAUUGUAAUACGAUUGAUAAACAACACCAAAUUUUCAAUCGAAAGUAUCUGGAAAACGGAGGGUUUGGCUAACAACAGCCAUGCAAUUUCAGUUGCAAGCAAAACAAACAAGCAAACAAACAAUGAAAAACAAAAACAAUACAAAAAAAGAAAAAAAAAGCCUAAAUAUUGGAGCAGGAAAUUUUGAGUCCAUUCCUUAUAGAAGGUUUCUCCCAUAUUAUUUUUUUAAGGCAGUGUAUUAUUUUGUUUGAUAAUUAAUCUUAACUUGUUGUUUAAACCCUCAAUAUAUGGACAUACACAUUUUCUGCUGCAAUCCCAAAAAGGUAUUUUUGGAUCUCUUCCUUGUAUUUGGUCCAGAGUCGUGCCCGACGAUUCCAGAAGAAAUCUAAGACUCAGGUCUAUUUCUUGUAUUUGUCAUGAGAAUUACCGGGCGCCCACUCGAGAAAUUCAAACUCAGAUAAUGCUUCAUCUGGCCUCGCCAUCAUGAUGACGUCUGGUCAUGUGAAAGAGAGCCCGGAGGAUUCGUCAUCUCAACGACAAUAUGGAAUUCUACAUCGACAAAUCCUUUAUAUCGCUCAGAAAGACGAUGAAAAUUUAUAAGAACAUCUAUGGAGAGUUUAUUGAAUAAUGGUUACAUGUGGAUAAUGCCAGUUUACAAAGUAAAUGAAAUUUUUUCACGGAAUAUCGUUGAAUACAGUUUUGUACAACAACGAAUGACAUAUUUUUGUCCGCAAUUUUGUGACACGAACCUGUAACCGUAGUUAUUACUUUUUUGUAAAAUAAAUAAAUCAAAGACAC
Molecule: messenger RNA, 2829 nt
Organism: Pocillopora meandrina
Lineage: Eukaryota; Metazoa; Cnidaria; Anthozoa; Scleractinia; Pocilloporidae
Source: the annotation of a GenBank genome assembly